This is a messenger RNA of Mandrillus leucophaeus (drill), 1160 nucleotides long. RefSeq lists its product as uncharacterized. The transcript has 10 exons. Gene Ontology annotation, biological process: regulation of protein kinase activity; regulation of canonical Wnt signaling pathway. The annotation marks the transcript as partial. Gene Ontology annotation, cellular component: plasma membrane. NCBI's taxonomy places the organism in Eukaryota, Metazoa, Chordata, Mammalia, Primates, Cercopithecidae. The record is from RefSeq and is a predicted model, not a curated record. Gene Ontology annotation, molecular function: cyclin-dependent protein serine/threonine kinase activator activity.
AUGGGGAACGUACUGACCUGUUGUGUGUGCCCCAAGGACAGCCCUGAGUUUGACCAGCCGCAGGGGUCAGUGUGCCCCUCUAAGUCCGACAUCUAUGAGGCAGGAGCUGGGGACAGGAUGGCAGGAGCUGGGGACAGGAUGGCAGGAGCUGGGGACGGGAUGGCAGGGGUGCCUAUGGCUGCUGCUGUGCAGCCUGCUGAGGUGACUGUUGAAGUUGGUGAGGACCUCCACAUGCACCACAUCCAUGACCGGGAGAUGCCUGAAGCUUUGGAGUUUAACCCUUCUGCCAAUCCAGAGGCAAGCACAAUAUUCCAUGGGAACUGUCAAACAGAUGACAAGUCAGCUCAGGGGAUUCAGCAGGGCACGGGCCUUGGCCCGCAGCCCCAGCCGGGGCCAGGGCCGGGCUGUAAGGACAGCCCUGAGUUUGACCAGCCGCAGGGGUCAGUGUGCCCCUCUAAGUCCGACAUCUAUGAGGCAGGAGCUGGGGACAGGAUGGCAGGAGCUGGGGACAGGAUGGCAGGAGCUGGGGACGGGAUGGCAGGGGUGCCUAUGGCUGCUGCUGUGCAGCCUGCUGAGGUGACUGUUGAAGUUGGUGAGGACCUCCACAUGCACCACAUCCAUGACCGGGAGAUGCCUGAAGCUUUGGAGUUUAACCCUUCUGCCAAUCCAGAGGCAAGCACAAUAUUCCAUGGGAACUGUCAAACAGAUGCUUUGGAGUUUAACCCUCCUGCCAAUGCAGAGGCAAGCACAGUAUUCCAGAGGAACUCUCAAACAGAUGUUAUAGAAAUAAGAAGAAGCAACUGUACAAACCAUGUAUCUACUGUGCGUUUCAGUCAACAAUACAGCUCAUGUUCAACAAUACUCCUUGAUGACAACACAGCCAGCCAGCCUUAUCUUACAAUGACAAUAAUAUCAGUGACCUUGGAGAUACAUCAUGAUAUCACGCAAAGGCACCACCCUGAAUGCCCCACCUAUCCCAUGGAGGCUGCAAACUGCUCUGCAGAGCCAGGGUCUCCAGGAAUGGGGAGGACAGUCACCCUCAACCCACUUGUGUUCAUGACCCAAAGCACUGCCCAGGUCUCCAGGCCCAUAGAACCCCCUUACCGGGCCACACUGGGGACCUUGAGCAGCAGGCUUGGAAUCCUAGGCCUUGUCUCCAG